ACUGCCUACAGCGUUUCCAACUCAUAGCAUUAAGAGCAACGAAAAACGUCAGACCAUCGGUGCUGUCAUCCUUCUUUCAACACAAACAAUAACAAGUGUGUCCACCGCUGACACUGUUACGCAUCCUAGCCCUUACGAGUUGACCAUCGAUACGUAUCCUUCUGCCGACCCUUCUCAAUAGCAAGCUCUGCAGAUUUUGGCGUUAGGUCGGCUUUGUUGGCUUUGUUGGCAGCAGAAGCGGAGGAGCGGCUCAAGGGAAGCAAGUAGCAAAAGGAGCUUCAGUGGAAAAGGCAUUGACAAGAGCGGCCCUGGGGGAGAGCAACUAGCAGGCGAGCAGAUAGCUCAAGGUGCCGCAGCUCUGUGGCAGCCGACGAUAUUGCCACAAAGUGUCACCCGGGCGACUGUGUUGCCGGCCAUCGGUAAACGACAUAGUGGACAACUGCAGUUAGAUCGGAGAUCAGUUGGCCAUCCUCCAGCCAACAGAGGUCCCCAAUUACACCUAACGCAGCGCUGAAAGCUUCUUGCCCGCCCACCGCGCAGUCGGGUGGGCGGAGCAGCAUCGUCCUUUAGACCCUGCUUGCCUAGGGGCCCCGGCGCCGGCUGCCUGCCGCGCCGCGGGCGCACAGCCUGUAAGAUAUAGCGCGCCCAGUCGCACCUAGUUCAACCAGCUUAGCAGCAGCAACAACCUAGCAGCAGCAGCGGAGCAGGAGGAGCAGCCAACAUGGGGGAUUAUGGAACCAUGUGCCCGGUGUUCCGGCCCACGAAGGAGGAGUUUGAUCAGCCCUUUUGCGAUUACAUGAGGAAGAUCUUUCGGAAGCACCCGGACCUGCCCAUGUUCAAGGUGGUGCCCCCGCGCGGCUGGAAGCCCCGGCGCACCCCCUUCCCGGACCUGCGCAGGGUGACCAUCAACUGCCCCAUCAGGCAACACGUCUUUGGGACAAAGGGCGCCUAUCGCUGUGUGUUUGUGGAGCAGAAGCCCAUGACGGUGGCGGACUUCAAGCAGGCGGCGGAGACGGAGGCGGCGCGGCUGCGGGGGGGUCCGGGGGCGCAUGGGGUGCAUGGAGCGCAGCAGCAGGGGGAGGCGGGCGGGCAGGGGGCGGCAGGAGGAGCAGCGGGAGGGGUGCGCAGCAGCACCAGGAGCACCUCGGCGGGGCGGAACAGGGCGCCGGUGGAGACGGCGGGGGGCAGCAGGGCUGCUGCUGCUGCCGCGGACGCUGGUGAUGGCGCCGAGGGGGGCGGCGCAGUCGACCCGGACGCAGUUGACGCGGACCUGGAGCGCUCCUUCUGGGCCAAUGUGACGCUCAACCCGCCCAUGUACGGCGCCGACACGCCCACCAGCUUCUUCGAUGACAAGCUGUCGUACGGCUGGAACCUGCAGAACCUGGGGGACCUGCUGCAGAGCAACCCCAAGGUGGACCAAGUGCCAGGCGUGACCACCCCCAUGACCUACUUUGGCAUGUGGCGCUCCUUCUUCGGCUGGCACAAGGAGGACGCCGACCUCUACUCGGUCAACUUCCUGCACUGGGGCGCGCCCAAGGUGUGGUACUGCGUGGCGCCCAGCGCCAAGUACAAGUUCGAGCGCAUGGCGCAGAGCCUCUUCCCCGAGCUGCACCGCGCCUGCCCCGCCUUCGUGCGGCACAAGGACAUCAUGCUGUCGCCCUCCUGCCUGCGAACCUACGGAGUGCCCAUGAUGCGCGCAUGCCAGCGACCCAACGAGUUUGUCAUCCUCAACGCGGCAGCCUACCACGCGGGCUUCAACGCGGGGUUCAACUGCGCUGAGGCCAUCAACUUCGGGCUGAAGGAGUGGAUCCCGGUGGGCAAGGAGGCGGUGCCGUGCAGGUGCAACGCGCUGAAGGAUGUGGUGCGGAUCAGCAUGAAGCUCUUCGACCCCAAGUGGGUCGACCCCUACGAGACGCCCACCGAGUCGGAGGAAGAGGAGGAGUCGGAGGAGGAGGAGGAAGAAGAGGAGGAGUCGGAGGAAGAGGAGGAGGCGGCCGGUGUGAAGACCCGACGAGGCCGCCGCUCGCAGCCGCCCGCCAAACGAGCCAAGACGAGUGCUGCAGCCGCCGCUAGCAAGACGCGAGGGAGCGGCAGGAAGAGUAAGAAGGAGGCGAGUGAGGAGGAGGAAGACGAGGAGUCGGAGGCGUCGGAAGUGGAGGAGACUGAGAAGAAGCCGCGACAGCGCAGGGCGACUGCAAAGAAGGCCGCCGCCGACGCCGCAGAGACUAAGAAGACGAAGAAGAAUGCCAAGGCCGCGACAACGAAGGCGGCGGAGGCAGAGGAGGAGGAGGAGGCAGCGCCUGCGACGCGAGGACGGGGCCGAAAGGCUGCUGGUACCGCUGCGACCGGCACGACCACCAAGGCGGCAGGUCGCAAGAAGGCAGCAGCGACCCCCUCCAAGGGUGCGGCGGCAACCACGAAGACGAAGACGGCGACUGGCACCCGGGUUAAGAAGGCAGUGACGCUCAAAAAGCCGGCUGCCGCUGCCAAGACUACGAAGGCGGCGGCUGCGGCGGCAAAGGCGACGGCAGAAAAUACGGCAGUGAAGAGGGGGCGAGGCCGGCCGCCAAAGUCCGCCGCGGUCACUGAAGCGGUUGCGGGGGCGGAGGCGGUAACCAGGGCUGGUUGCGGAGGCCGCAAGCGCAAGGCAGAGAGCGAGCCGCCGGCGGCGGCGACGGAGGAGGAGGAAGAGAAGGCUGGCGGCAGUGGCAGCGGCAGCGGCGAUGAGGCUGACAACGAGCAGGAGCAGGAGGU
Astrephomene gubernaculifera is the source of this 2754-nucleotide messenger RNA. Lineage: Eukaryota; Viridiplantae; Chlorophyta; Chlorophyceae; Chlamydomonadales; Astrephomenaceae. The record is from the annotation of a GenBank genome assembly.